AUGCACCAACGCGUUGACUGCGUCCCGCCUGCACUUGCAGUGACGGGUAAAGGUCUCUUAGAAGGUACCCUCCAGAGCAAGUUCGUCGACGUCGCACCAACCACCACUGCCGCUUCUGCUCAUGGAGGCUCUGCUGCUGCUGCUGCUGAAAGGCGCUCGCCGACACGAAAACAGCCUCUUGUGGCAAAGAAAGUUACAUCACGCGACCCGCGCUCACGUCAGCAGGGAAAGUGGUUGGGGCAGGAGAGCCAGGGCAUCACCACAAUGGCUACAACGGUGAGUUCCUGUCCCGUAGCAGGGCGUCAGAACUCUCUCCUUUCCUUGCCGCAGUCGCGUGAGACAGCCGUAGAGGUGUCGCUCGUGCAGAAUCUCAAGAAACAGAUUGCAUGUCUGGAGUUACAGCUACGCGUUAUGAAGCAGCAACAAGACGCGAUGGCGCGUAUGCAUCGUGACUCCAGUGCGCGUCACGACGCCGAGCGUGCAAAGACGUCGAGGACGACGUCAGCAGCUCGUCUCAUGAGUGUUGAGCUCCCCCUGCUGCAUGCAGAGCGCAUUCGCCACGCGGAUGCAGCUGCCGUAACUGUGAAGACACCUCAGUCCGACGACGAUGCUAUAGCGCGCAUGCGUGGAGUUCCUGCAGCGUACCAGACGGAGCGUAGCAUUCUUCUCCACAAUCUCGAAUCGCUGACGAAGGAUGUGGAGGGGCUGCAGGCUCUUGCCUUGCAUCUCGGGCGGGAGCGGGACUUGAUGGCGACUGAGGUUAUCGACUUCCGCGCUGCGCUGCGGGAGAUGAAGAUUGAGAAUGAGGCCAUGGCCGCUGAGUGCGCCGCCAUGCACCAGCUGUUGGAGACCGAACAGGCUCUGCGGCGUGCAGCAGAGGAAAGCGUGAGUCCCAGUACGAAAGGGGCCUCGUCGCACAGAAACAUCAUGACCGCAGCGGACGCUCUCAGUCAGCGUGCCUACUACAAACUGCAGGCGGAGCGGACGGCGGAGGCGCUGACUCUAACAAAGGCAAAAGUGCAUACGCUAUCAGAGGCGCUUCAGCGGGAGCGUGACGCAGCGAAGAUACUCGAGGCGCAGCUGUGUGGUGGGCUGGAUCGCAUUGCUCUGAUGGAGCGCCGCGAGAGUGCGUUGGCUCUCUACUACCAACAGCUGAGCGGCCGGUUUGUUACAAUCUCCUCCAUGCUGCGCCACGUGCUGGACGUCGUACCAAAUGAGCUACUGCAACACCAGCGCAUACCGUCGCCCGAACGCGUGCCUGCCAGUCAAUCAGCAGCAGCCGAAAUGACGAUGGCCGAGCUGCGUGAAACACUUGAUGCGUGGCAUAGCGAGACCACAGCGGUGAUGGCCAACGCACAGCACACAACAGAGACAAUCACCGGCGGCGCGCUGGCGCUUUUUGAGGCAACCACAGUGACAACAGUCUCGAUCACCAGUGACGGAGAUGACGAGCCGCCAUUCAUCAGCGAAGAAGCGGCAGUGACAGUUCCGCCUCCGCGGAUCGAAGUGGCGCAGCAAAGCGAGCCGCUGCCACCGCCGCUACACAACCCUUUUGUGGACGUCGGCGCAGCUGCGCAGAUGGCGGUGGUGUUGCAGGACGCGCAGAGGGGUGACAGACAGGACACACACAACCAAGGGGCUACCGUGUCGGUGCCGAUGAGGUCCGAAGAACUCAGCGUACCUACUGAACCAGACUCGGAGAUGAUGCCAUCGCUAGCGGCACCACAGAGAGCACUGCUGGCUGAAAAGACAUCGGUGGUCAACCCCACCGCCGUGUAUCACGCGGCGGAGAUAUACAAGUCAGCAGAGCUACCUGUUAACGAGAAGAGCGGCGCGGUGCAUGUUGUGUUUGCUCCUGCUGAACUCUUCGAAAAGAAACAGACGGCAGAAAUGACGCCCGAGAGCUCUUUGGCAGCGCCCGUCGAGAAGGGUAUUACCGCCGACAUUCCCGUGGACGCACCUUCGUCUUCUGGCGACACCUACGAGGUACCACCGGCGGCGGAGACCCCUUCCGGCAUCACACCACUUUCGCCAGUAACGCCGUCUCUGUAUGCAGCCCUGGCAGCGCACGUGAUUAGCGACAAUGGCCCUAUUCCGGUGCUGUCCUCCAAGGUCGCUUCAUUGGACGGCGAGGACACGCCGGCUUUUCAUCCGCCUCACCCUCUUACCUUUACGGCGACGGUCGUGCCAGAGGAGGAGUCGCCGGCCCCGACAUCAGAGGGAGGUGUAGCGAGUGAAAACGGUGUGCUGCCACAGGAGCCGCAGUCCACCGAGGCUGACAAGACGCCGCCAGCUGGAAAUCUCGAACCACCGACGACAGGCGAGCAAGUGAGGAGGGAUGCUGGAACGGAGACCGCAGCCGCAGGUGAGGCAGUGCCGGCUGUGGAAAUCGCCGUACCCUGUGUCCCACUUCCGCUGCUAUCCACUGUCACUCCACUUCAGGCACCAUCUCCGCCAAGGAGCACUUUGCCGCCAUCGCCGCUGGGCGUUGCGAUUUCACCUCCACUCCAUCAAGCCUUCCUCCCUGUGUUGCUUCCGCCGGCGCUGCCUCUGCCACCGACAGCCGCAAUACCGACCAGUGUUCUGCCGACCCCUCCAGUGCCACCACCCUUGGAGCAACAACUGGAGCUGCUGAAUGUGCGCAUUGACACGCAAGAGGCCGCGCUGGCAGAGAUGGUGCGGAGGUAUGGGGGGAGUUCGUGA
This is a messenger RNA of Leishmania braziliensis MHOM/BR/75/M2904, 2703 nucleotides long. RefSeq lists its product as hypothetical. The coding region runs from base 1 to 2703 and encodes 900 amino acids. NCBI's taxonomy places the organism in Eukaryota, Euglenozoa, Kinetoplastea, Trypanosomatida, Trypanosomatidae. The record is from RefSeq and is a predicted model, not a curated record. The transcript has a single exon.